Trichosurus vulpecula (common brushtail) is the source of this 1910-nucleotide messenger RNA. It is a transcript of the gene CREB5, whose product is annotated as cAMP responsive element binding protein 5. NCBI's taxonomy places the organism in Eukaryota, Metazoa, Chordata, Mammalia, Diprotodontia, Phalangeridae. Gene Ontology annotation, biological process: regulation of transcription by RNA polymerase II. The record is from RefSeq and is a predicted model, not a curated record. Bases 13 to 1512 code for a protein of 499 amino acids. Gene Ontology annotation, molecular function: DNA-binding transcription factor activity, RNA polymerase II-specific; cAMP response element binding. The transcript has 10 exons.
GAGGAAUCCAAGAUGAACUUGGAACAGGAGAGGCCGUUCGUCUGCAGCGCUCCAGGCUGCUCACAGCGGUUCCCGACCGAGGAUCAUCUGAUGAUUCAUAGACACAAGCAUGAAAUGACUUUGAAGUUUCCCUCAAUAAAAACAGACAGUUUGUUAUCAGAUCAGACCCCAACACCCACUAGAUUCCUGAAGAACUGCGAGGAGGUGGGCCUCUUCAAUGACAUCGACUGCUCCCUUGAGCACGAGUUUCGGAAGGCCCAGGAAGAAGAGACCAGUAAGAGGACUAUCCCAAUGCACAAUGCAGUUGGUGGAGCGAUGCCAGGGCCUCAUCAACUGGGCACCACACGGAUGCCCAACCACGACACCAGCGUUGUGAUUCAGCAAGCCAUGCCCUCCCCCCAAUCCAGCUCUGUGAUCACGCAGGCACCUUCCACAAACCGUCAGAUCGGGCCUGUCCCAGGCUCUCUAUCGUCACUACUGCACCUUCACAACAGACAGAGACAGCCCAUGCCAGCCUCUAUGCCCGGAACCCUGCCGAACCCUACCAUGCCCGGCUCUUCAGCAGUCCUGAUGCCGAUGGAGAGGCAGAUGUCCGUGAACUCCAACAUCAUGGGGAUGCAGGGCCCGAACCUCAAUAAUCCCUGUGCGUCUCCCCAGGUCCAGCCGAUGCAUUCAGAGGCCAAGAUGAGGCUGAAGGCAGCUCUGACUCACCACCCCGCGGCCAUGUCCAAUGGAAACAUGAACAGCAUGGGACACAUGAUGGAAAUGAUGGGCUCUCGCCAGGACCAGACGCCGCACCAUCACCUGCACUCGCACCCACAUCAGCACCAGACGCUGCCGCCCCAUCACCCAUACCCGCACCAACACCAGCACCAGCACCCUGCCCACCACCCUCAUCCACAAGCCCAUCACCAGCAGAACCACCCGCAUCAUCACUCCCACCUCCAUGCACACCCGGCACACCACCAGACCUCGCCACACCCUCCCCUGCACACGGGCGGCCAAGCACAGGUUUCACCAGCGACGCAGCAGAUGCAGCCCACCCAGACGAUACAGCCGCCCCAGCCAACUGGGGGGCGUCGGCGAAGGGUGGUGGAUGAGGACCCAGACGAGAGGCGGAGGAAGUUUCUGGAAAGGAACCGAGCGGCUGCCACCCGCUGUAGACAGAAGAGGAAGGUCUGGGUGAUGUCAUUGGAAAAAAAAGCGGAAGAACUCACCCAGACAAACAUGCAGCUUCAGAAUGAAGUUUCCAUGUUGAAAAAUGAGGUAGCCCAGCUGAAACAGUUGCUGUUAACACAUAAAGACUGCCCAAUAACUGCCAUGCAGAAAGAGUCACAAGGCUAUCUAAGUCCCGAGAGCAGCCCUCCGGCCAGCCCUGUCCCAGCUUGCUCCCAGCAGCAGGUCAUUCAACACAAUACCAUCACCACAUCCUCAUCGGUCAGCGAGGUCGUCGGAAGCUCCACUCUCAGCCAGCUCGCCUCUCACAGAACAGACCUGAACCCCAUCCUUUAAGACUCCUGGCUUUCCCGUUGCUCCAGAGACAAGCAGUGUCAGCCUCUUCGAGAGCAUCCUUUUUCCGCUAAGGGCAUUUUUAGAAUUAACUCAAACCUGGAAAACUCCUCAAGCCCUUCCAAGACUGGCUUUCAUUCAUUUUUAUAGUUAUUAUUGAAACGUGUCUUUUAUACUUAGUUAUAAAAAAGGGAGUUAUGCAAUUAAUAUGCUAUCUGCUUGGGAAACACUUUGGUGCUUUCUUCAACUUUCUGGUACCAGUUAUUCAUUGAUAAACUGACCUCUUUCUGUACAUAGUCGUGGCUUCAGUCUAACCCCAAGACCUCAGAUCAAGAAAGUGGGUCAACUCCAACAUUGGGCCCAAUGGAAUAAUCCACUGAAAUUCCUAUCGAGGUAACUGG